Messenger RNA from Linepithema humile (Argentine ant), 1287 nucleotides. NCBI's taxonomy places the organism in Eukaryota, Metazoa, Arthropoda, Insecta, Hymenoptera, Formicidae. The record is from RefSeq and is a predicted model, not a curated record.
GCGGCUAGUCAGUUAAAACAGACACAAUGUCAAAAUUUGUCUUAACGAAAGACAAUGUGUGGGAUUAUUUUGAAGAAAUUCCCAACAAAGAUCUAGCAAGUUGCAAGAAGUGUGGAGAAAGAUUUGUCUACACCAUAGAUUCAAGUAUUUUAAAACAUUUGCGUGGACAAAAACAUCAAAAAUAUUUCAACGAUGCAGCAAAAAGAAACGUUAGCGAUAACCUGGAUAUAUAUUACACUCCACAAGAUACAGCAUGUACCAUUUGUAAAAUUCAUGUUUUGCGAAAAAAUUUGGACCAACACAUCAAAGAUUUUCAUCCUCUAAAAAAACUGGCACAUUAUGAAGCAAUGAGAACUAAAAUGGAACAUAUAAGAAAAGUUAGUAAUUUUAAGUUGAUGUGCGAACUGCAGAAUUGUAACUCAGGUAUAACUCUUCAAAUACAUCCUAAUAUAAAUCGCCAUUUACAAGAAAAGCAUCCGAAUGAAUUAAAAAAUAUUGAAACGGACGCAACGCCAACUGCGGUCACAAAUAAAGAAGAUGUAUUGCGCAAUUACAUAUUACACAGGCCUCAUCGUUUUCAAGCACAAUGCAAGUUUUGCAAUUUUAAUGAAUAUUAUGUCCAGACUGAAAAUUUUCGUAAACAUGUACAAGAAGAUCAUAACGUAGUUUUAUUACACGAAAAUGCAAAGAAAGGAUAUCCGUGGAAACAUUUCAAGUAUUUUGAAGAAAACAUAUUACAAUGUAAUCUUUGCCAAGGGUUGCAUAUUGAAAACGUUAUACAAGAUAAGCUAGCAAAACAUGUAUUUAAAAUCCAUAGAGAUAUACAUAACAAAACUUUUAUGCACCGAAACGGCACUGAUUGGACCCAGAAAUAUUGUGACUUCAGCGAUGAUUUUCAAGUGCGAUGUUAUUUUUGUAACAAAGAAACGGAACUGGAUAUUGAAUUUACAAAAUUAAACGACCAUAUUGUAAAUACACAUUCGAAAGAGCCACCAAGUACGAAAAGACAGUAUGAAACAGCUGGACCGUCAGGAAGCCAACCACAGAAAAAAAAAAGUUCAUCGUAAAGGGAAUGAUGCUAACGACGAUCAUGUAGCACGACAACAAGGCACUCGACAAAAAGCAAUCUUGACUUUGGUAAUUGAAACAAUUUAUAAUAUGCGCAGAAAAAAAUGUAUCUCUUACGUGUAAUAGUUCGUUUUAUGUUUAUGAAAUUAUAAAUACGUUUAUAAAUUGACGCUUUAGAAAUUGACGCUUUAUAAGAAAAAAAAUUAAGUUUUAUUUUUC